AUGCCAGAAGUUGUGCAAGGAAAGCACAGCUCAAGUGACCGCAUGGCGAAAAUGAACAUUGGCGACGCGACCGUCGGUUUUGCCUUAACCGAGCUGGAAGCCGAGCUUGUGAUUGCUCUCUGUGGGCAAGUUUGUCGUCGUCUGUGGAUCUGUCCGCUGUGGGGAAAGACCGCGCUUCCCGUGGUCCUUUUGUGCGACGGAGAAACGAAGGAAUUACGAGCUGACGCACGCUUGCGAGCGAGCCCAUAUUCAAAUGUUCUCCAGGGUCCAGUCCAGGAGGGCCAGGCGACGUCAGGAUGGGCAGACAAUGGAACGGAAAACGGCCGCCUUUGA
This is a messenger RNA of Sporothrix schenckii 1099-18, 333 nucleotides long. RefSeq lists its product as uncharacterized. The coding region runs from base 1 to 333 and encodes 110 amino acids. The transcript is spliced from 2 exons. The record is from RefSeq and is a predicted model, not a curated record. NCBI's taxonomy places the organism in Eukaryota, Fungi, Ascomycota, Sordariomycetes, Ophiostomatales, Ophiostomataceae.